AUGUUAUGGGGUGGUGCAUCUAUAGUUGGAUUGUUUGUCUUUGUUGAAGGUUGGCCAUUGUUCCAACAGACUUUAUUCCAAAGAAUCCCUGUUGUUGGUAAACACUGGGCACAAAAGCAUUCUGAAGAAAACUAA
Molecule: messenger RNA, 135 nt
Organism: Arxiozyma heterogenica
Lineage: Eukaryota; Fungi; Ascomycota; Saccharomycetes; Saccharomycetales; Saccharomycetaceae
Gene: QCR10
Product: ubiquinol--cytochrome-c reductase subunit 10
Exons: 1
Coding region: 1-135 (44 amino acids)
Biological process (GO): mitochondrial electron transport, ubiquinol to cytochrome c
Source: RefSeq, a predicted model, not a curated record